AAGGGAGCCGCAGGGGCUACCGGCGCCGCGCGGCAGACCUGCUCCGGCUGCGCGCCGCGCCGCCUUCCUCCGGGAGUGGCAGCUCUGGCGGCGGCGACGACAGGGGGUUCCCGGGGCCCGCAGAGGCGAGCGCGCCUUAACUCCGCGCACAGCACCCGCAACCUGUUCCCCUCGCUCGGCUGCGCUGCCUCCGGGACUCGCCGCCAAGCAUGGAUUUCCUCCUGGCGCUGGUGCUCGCGUCCUCGCUCUACCUGCAGACGGCCGCCGAGUUCGACGGGAGGUGGCCCAGACAAAUAGUGUCGUCCACUGGCCUGUGCCGUUAUGGAGGAAGGAUUGAUUGCUGCUGGGGCUGGGCUCGCCGGUCCUGGGGACAGUGUCAGCCUGUGUGUCAACCGCAGUGCAAACACGGUGAAUGUGUCGGACCGAACAAGUGCAAGUGUCAUCCCGGAUAUGCUGGAAAAACCUGCAAUCAAGACGAACUCUUCUACCCAACUCCUCUCGACCAAGGCAGUGAACCGCCUCUUUUCCAACCCUCGGAUCAUCAAGCCACAAGUUUACCUUCCAGGGAUCUAAACGAGUGUGGCCUGAAGCCGCGGCCCUGUAAGCACAGGUGUAUGAACACUUACGGCAGCUACAAGUGUUAUUGUCUCAACGGAUAUAUGCUCAUGCCGGAUGGGUCUUGCUCAAGUGCCCUGACGUGCUCCAUGGCAAACUGUCAGUAUGGCUGUGAUGUUGUCAAAGGACAGAUUCGGUGUCAGUGCCCCUCUCCUGGCCUACAGCUGGCUCCUGAUGGGAGGACCUGUGUCGAUGUUGAUGAAUGUGUUACUGGAAGAGCUUCCUGUCCUAGAUUCAGGCAGUGUGUCAACACUUUUGGGAGCUACAUCUGCAAGUGUCAUAAAGGCUUCGACCUCAUGUACAUUGGAGGCAAAUACCAAUGUCAUGAUAUAGAUGAAUGUGCCCUUGGUCGACAUCGGUGCAGCACCUUUGCUCGAUGUUACAACGUACACGGAUCCUACAAGUGUAAAUGUAAAGAUGGAUACCAGGGCGAUGGACUGAGAUGCGUGUAUAUUCCAAAAGUCAUGAUUGAACCUUCAGGUCCAAUUCAUGUACCAAAGGGAAAUGGUACUGUUCUCAAGGGUGAUGGAGGACACAGUAAUUGGAUUCCUGAUGCUGGAAGUACUAGAUGGCCACUGAAGACACCAUAUAUUCCUCCUGUCAUUACCAACAGGCCCACUUCUAAGCCAGCAACAAGAUCUACACCAAAGCCAACGCCACAGCCUACCCUACCCCUGCCCCUACCACCAUCAACAGAGUUCAGAACACCUCCACCACCAACACCCCCAAAAAGGCCACCCACCAGACUGACAACUAUAGUACCAGCCUCCAGUACAUCUCCAAGCGGGAUUACAGUUGACAACAAGAUACAGACAGAACCUCAGAAACCCAGAGGAGAUGUGUUCAUUCCACGGCAGCCUUCAAAUGACUUGUUUGAAAUUUUUGAAAUAGAAAAAGGAAUCAGUGCAGAUGAUGAAGCAAAGGAUGAUCCAGGUAUUCUGAUACACAGUUGUAAUUUUGACCAUGGACUUUGUGGAUGGAUCAGGGAAAAAGAAAAUGACUUGCAGUGGGAACCAGUCAGGGACCCAGCAGGUGGACAAUAUCUGACAGUCUCAGCAGCCAAAGGCCCAGGGGGAAAAGCUGCUCGCUUGGUACUACCUCUCGGCCACCUCAUGCAUUCAGGGGACCUGUGCCUGUCGUUCAGGCACAAGGUGACUGGGCUGCGCUCCAGCACACUCCAGGUGUUUGUGAGAAAACACGGUGCCCAUGGAACAGCCCUCUGGGGAAGAACUGGUGGCCAUGGCUGGAGGCAAACCCAGAUCACCUUGCGAGGGGCAGACGUCAAGAGCGUCAUCUUCAAAGGUGAAAAAAGGCGUGGUCACACUGGGGAGAUUGGAUUGGAUGAUGUGAGCUUGAAAAAAGGUCACUGCUCUGAAGAACUCUAGCAACUCCAGAACUAGCCAUGAACUUCUGUGUUGCUCUCUCUUCUUUUUCCAAUUCUCACCUCCUCUCCUCUCCUCCCUUUUAUCAGGCUUAGAAGAAGAGUAUGUCAGUGGGUCAGGCGAAAGUCUGGUUGGUGACCCGCUUCUUGCUGGCCUGUUUUUGUGCAAUUCCAAUGAACAGUGAAACCCUCCUUGAAAUAUAAGGGGCAUCCCAGCCAUCAUUUGGUGUUACUUUCCAUCCUGUGUCACUAGUAGAGAGGCCUUCUGCAUGUGUGAGCCACACCACUCUUCGUCCUGGUUAGAAGGUGCUCCUUACAGCAAAUUAUGGGAGAAGUUUUCAAAAGAAAUCCUUGGUGCAAAUGGCCAUCUUGUUAUCUGUUCAGUGUUGUACCACGAGUAGUAUUGAUUCCCCUGAGAUAUGAUAUACAAUGUGCUUGUGAAAUUGGUUUGUCCUCUUCAUUUA
Messenger RNA from Trichechus manatus latirostris (Florida manatee), 2460 nucleotides. RefSeq names its product nephronectin (gene NPNT). The transcript has 14 exons. Gene Ontology annotation, cellular component: membrane. The record is from RefSeq and is a predicted model, not a curated record. Gene Ontology annotation, molecular function: calcium ion binding. The coding region runs from base 210 to 2000 and encodes 596 amino acids. NCBI's taxonomy places the organism in Eukaryota, Metazoa, Chordata, Mammalia, Sirenia, Trichechidae.